Molecule: messenger RNA, 979 nt
Organism: Lycium ferocissimum
Lineage: Eukaryota; Viridiplantae; Streptophyta; Magnoliopsida; Solanales; Solanaceae
Exons: 2
Coding region: 342-785 (147 amino acids)
Source: RefSeq, a predicted model, not a curated record
AAAUGAGCUAAAAAGGCUCUUUGAGAGUGGAAUGCACAAUAAGGGAUUUCUAUUUCUUUUUCCUUUACUUUUGUUAUAACCAUAUAAUUAUGAAGAGAUUGGGGUUGAAUUAAAAUAUUUAAAAACUUGGGGGAUAGAAUUAAAAAUAAAAACAUUGUAAUAAACCAAUGUUCCAAACCAAACAAAACAAAGCUGCCCGUUCUUUAUCUCCUCUUCUCUUCUUCUGUUCUUCCCGUUCUUCUCUCUAUCUCCUCUCCACUUUUUUCUCUUUAACCAUUUUUUUUAUUGGUUUCUCCUCCAAGAACAUUCUUUCUCUACAAAUUCGAGUUUUUUGAGAUAAAAUGGAAACAAAAAAUCAAAAAGUUUAUAAAAGAAGGCCUAGAAAAAAGGCUAGGUCAACGGAAGAGGAGUCUGCUUCUGCUGGAGAAGCGGAUAGGUUUCCACAAGCUCAGGAAACAGAAGAAUUGACCUCAUCAGCUCGUGGUUCAGUUAGAGAAGAUGAAAGUGUAGAAGAUGAGGAAUCAAUAGAUCAGGAAGAUAAAAGUGAAAGUGGAAAAGAAAGUGUAGAAGAUGAGGAAUCAACGCAUCAGGAAGGACAAAAUGAAAGUGGAGAAGAAAAUGCAGAAGAUGAGAAAUCAACGGAUCAACAAGAAGAAAAUGAAAGUGGAGAAGAAAGGGAAGAAGAAACAAAUCAUGUACUUUUCGAACAAAGAAAAAAAGUAUUACAUGAUGAGAAUGCUGCCCCUUCAAGAUCAAAUGUGAGUGUUUUUUUAAAUUGUCAUUAGUGAAAACAAAUAGUAGGUGUUUUAGCAUCCAUUUACUAUUUUUUAGAAAAUUACCACCAGUUCAAACAACUGAUGGAUGCUUAAACACCUACUAAUUGUUUAUUGUAAACAAACAGUUGUUAUUUAAGCAUCGACUAGUUGUUUAAACUACCACCAGUUCAAACAACAUAUGUUUGUGGCUUUUUUAUACUUUC